GUCGAUCUUCACUACAAUGGCGUUCGGUUCCGGCGACUCGGCGUCUGCCUUAGCAUCUGGCGGGGCUGCUCGUCGCAAGCGUCUGUCCGGGGAGUCAGCGCUGGGCACCCUGAGCGCCGGCGCCGCGGGCAUGCAGGCCGUGUACAGCCUCCUCACGGGAGGCUCCGAUUCCCUCAUGGAAACCGAGCAGAACGCUCCGGGCAGCCAGCAAUACGAGGGCACGUUUUCGCUCAGCAAUCAGAUCGGCCUGAAGGGCGUCAACGAGCUCGUGUCCAGGAUCAGCAACUACGACCGUCAGCGCUUCUUGGAAGAAGUCCGGACAGUGGCCUGUGACCGCAUGGAUGCCUGCGUCCAGGGACGGGAUCUUGCUGAGGAUGUGGGACGCGAAGCCGCAGAAGAGACGGUGGACCGGGACAUGAAGUACCUGGACUCGGCAUUGCUGGGGAUACGGGGACUCGACUGUGAAUCGCAGUAUCGGGGAUGCACAGACUUUAGCUGAUCAACGCACGAACUCCAAGUGAACCGAGGGACCGCCUGCGCACUCACAAACAACGGAGGGCUAUGCUUACGACCAAAGAACCGAAUGACGUCACGUGGGUUGAUCCCGAGGUGCAAGGAGGACGAUGCAUAUGAAAGAACGAAUA
Messenger RNA from Ixodes scapularis (black-legged tick), 644 nucleotides. RefSeq lists its product as uncharacterized. The transcript has 4 exons. NCBI's taxonomy places the organism in Eukaryota, Metazoa, Arthropoda, Arachnida, Ixodida, Ixodidae. Bases 17 to 499 code for a protein of 160 amino acids. The record is from RefSeq and is a predicted model, not a curated record.